This is a messenger RNA of Ochotona princeps (American pika), 4301 nucleotides long. It is a transcript of the gene SLC20A2, whose product is annotated as solute carrier family 20 member 2. Bases 1029 to 2990 code for a protein of 653 amino acids. Gene Ontology annotation, molecular function: phosphate transmembrane transporter activity. Gene Ontology annotation, biological process: phosphate ion transmembrane transport. The transcript has 13 exons. The record is from RefSeq and is a predicted model, not a curated record. Gene Ontology annotation, cellular component: membrane. Lineage: Eukaryota; Metazoa; Chordata; Mammalia; Lagomorpha; Ochotonidae.
CUUUUCCCCGGAGUCGCGGCCCCGGGGCGCGCCCGGACCGGUUCACGGAACGGACCCGGACGACCUCUGCCUUCGUCAUUUCCUGCCGGCCCGUGGGUUUCCGGAUGAAACGAGGAGCCAGGAGCAGACGUUAGUUUUUGGGGGCGUCGGGCACCCACAGUCACUGAGUCUGAAUGCUGCGGCAGAUAGGGGACUGUACACCUCGCCACUCAGCCGCCGUGUGGGCAGCAGAGGAGGAAGUGCCCUUGAAGCCAGCCGGGGCCGCAGAGCUGGUCGGCAGCCAGGGAGGACACGCGCUCUGCAGGCACCUCACCUUGGAGCAGCAGGACUGGCUUGCGUGUCAUCAUUGGUGACUGUCUCCGUCUACGCUCACGAAAGACCAGCAGCCCAGGCUUGCUCAUUCAGGAAGUCUCCACCAGCCUGCAAGGGGCAGCCAUUGCAGAUGUCCACCGUGAUGUGUCAGGGGCUGGGAGUGGACAGAGUAGCCAGAUGACUCAGCAAGAAACCCCUGGAAGGUUGGCGAGCAGCAGAAAAAAGGCGCACUGCACGGAGCCACUUGGGGCCAUCUGGGAUUCUCCGGCAGUUGCAGAUGGCUGUGAAAGUGCCCCUCAGGAGACAGGCACCCUUCUUGACAUGCUCCUGGCGUUAUCUCUGUGAACUCACCUGCGUGUGUGUGUGAUGUCCUUUUCAGAGCAGCCCCACCUGGUCACCUGCUUCCGAUCAGGUGUUAUUCAGAGGCGGCCAUGGGGCCCCACUCUCAGGCCUCUGAAGGAGACAUCACAGCUUUCUCGGAUCGUGAGGAAAAAUAUGGAAUGCGUUCUCCCGCUGACUGAACCCAGCCAAAUGAACUGUACUGACAGUGGCUCGAAAGCCAGCAGUUAGCAGUUUGUUCAGGCCCUGCUGCCGUCCAGCACUUUCCUGAGCACGCUCAGUGUUUACGAGAACUUUCGGCCUUAGGGAGCUCCUGACCUCACACGUUGUUUAUUUAAAACACUUGCUGCCACAGCCACAGUGCCCCACCUGUCAAGAUGGCUGCAGAGGAGUACCUGUGGAUGGUCAUUUUGGGCUUCAUCAUAGCCUUCAUCUUGGCCUUCUCUGUCGGCGCCAACGACGUCGCCAACUCAUUUGGCACGGCCGUGGGGUCUGGCGUGGUGACCUUGAGACAGGCCUGCAUCUUGGCUUCAAUAUUUGAAACCACCGGCUCCGUGCUGCUGGGGGCCAAGGUAGGAGAGACCAUCCGCAAAGGUAUCAUUGAUGUGAACCUGUACAACGACACGGUGGAGACGCUGAUGGCAGGCGAGGUCAGCGCCAUGGUCGGUUCAGCAGUGUGGCAGCUCAUCGCGUCUUUCCUGAGAUUGCCCAUCUCGGGCACACACUGCAUUGUGGGCGCCACCAUAGGCUUCUCCCUGGUCGCCAUUGGCACCAAAGGCGUGCAGUGGAUGGAGCUCGUCAAAAUCGUUGCUUCUUGGUUUAUAUCUCCACUCUUGUCUGGUUUCAUGUCUGGCCUGCUGUUUGUACUCAUCAGAAUGUUUAUCCUAAAAAAGGAGGACCCUGUUCCCAAUGGCCUGCGGGCACUGCCGGUCUUCUAUGCGGCAACCAUAGCCAUAAACGUGUUCUCCAUCAUGUACACGGGAGCUCCAGUGCUCGGCCUGCUCCUGCCCCUGUGGGCCAUCGUGCUUAUUUCAACUGGUGUUGCGCUGCUCUUUGCCGUCUUUGUGUGGCUCUUUGUGUGUCCGUGGAUGCGGAGAAAAAUUGCAGGCAAGUUACAAAAAGAAGGUGCUAUGUCGCCAACGUCUGAGGAAAGCCUGGGGAAAGUUCAGGAGGCCGAGUCCCCCGUGUUCAAGGAGCUCCCCGGCACCAGGGCCGGCGACGACAGUACUGUCCCUCUGACCGGGCCAGCUGGGGAGCCUGCAGCCACCACCUCUGAGGGCCCUCCGGCCACAAACCACCCACGGGCUCCCUACGGAAGGGCACUUUCCAUGACUCAUGGCACUGCCAAAUCGCCCGUGUCAAAUGGCACAUUCGGCUUCGAUGGCCCUGCUCGGAGCGAUGGCCAUGUGUACCACACCGUGCACAAGGACUCGGGGCUCUACAAAGACUUACUGCACAAGAUCCACAUUGACAGGGGUCCAGAGGAGAAGCCCGCCCCAGAGAACACCUACCGGCUGCUGCGCCGCAACAACAGCUACACCUGCUACACGGCCGCCAUCUGCGGGCUGCCCGUGCAUACCACCUUCAAGGCAGCCGACGCAGCCGCACCCGAAGACAGCGAGAAGCUGGUGGGUGACACUGUGGCUUACUCCAAGAAACGGCUGCGCUACGACAGCUACUCGAGCUACUGCAAUGCGGUGGCCGAAGCCGAAAUUGAGGCUGAAGAGGGCGGUGUGGAAAUGAAGCUGGCGUCGGAGCUCACGGAGCCUGACCAGCCGCGAGAGGACCCUGCUGAGGAAGAAAAGGAGGAGAAGGACACGGCCGAGGUCCACCUGCUCUUCCACUUCCUGCAGGUCCUCACCGCCUGCUUUGGCUCCUUCGCCCAUGGUGGCAACGAUGUGAGCAAUGCCAUUGGGCCCCUGGUGGCUUUGUGGCUGAUCUACGAAAAGAACGGAGUGAUGCAAGAGGCUGCCACUCCCGUCUGGCUGCUGUUUUACGGGGGCAUCGGCAUUUGUACAGGCCUCUGGGUCUGGGGCAGAAGAGUCAUCCAGACCAUGGGGAAGGACCUCACACCCAUCACGCCUUCCAGUGGCUUCACCAUUGAGCUGGCCUCAGCCUUCACCGUGGUCAUCGCCUCCAACAUUGGACUUCCUGUCAGCACCACACACUGCAAGGUGGGCUCAGUGGUGGCCGUGGGCUGGAUCCGCUCCCGGAAGGCCGUGGACUGGCGCCUCUUCAGGAACAUCUUCGUGGCCUGGUUUGUGACGGUGCCCGUGGCCGGGUUAUUCAGUGCUGCUAUCAUGGCUAUUCUCCUGUAUGGGGUCCUGCCUUACGUGUGAGCAGUCUCCUUGCAGGUGGCCAACGGCUGCCAGGCCGGGGCGGUAUGGGCGUGCGUGUGGGAGUUGUGUGGCCCCAGAGCACCUGCACAUGCGCGCGCGCACACACACACACACACACACACAUGCACACACACAGGCUAUCUCCCCACCAGCUCUAUCCACACCCUUCUCAGAGGGCUGUGACCACACUACCCCACCCGGCUGCAGCUACAUCUUCCAGCGCUAACUUAACUACUGUGUACAUAACCAUAUGUAUUAGAGCGGUUUCAUGGUGAUGGGACAUGGUGCGGUUACUUCUCUAUCAGCUGCACACAUUGUACGCUAGGUUAGGUAAGCGUUACUACAGAUGUCCUCAACGUGGGAGGGGAGAUCGCGUCCAGCAGAUCUUGUACAUAAUGAUUGCAGUGGCCGAUUGUGACGCGUUUUCCCAGGGGGAGUAUAGAUUGGAAAGCAGCCUCUUCUGCUGUCCCUCCCCCAGUCCCGCCCUGGUGUAAUCCCUGCAGCCACCUCUGGACAGUGUGCCCAGCUUGGCGUGCUGUUGGGUGACCCCUGGUGUAGGAGUGCUUUCACAGAAGACAUUGUUCUGACAAUAUGUACUGGUCAUUGUAUGAUACAUCGCAGUUGCUUCUGUAAAUACUGAAAACUGUACUUCCCGCCCUCUUUUUUAAUGGUGUGCUUCCCUUCCACUUUUCUGAUAAGAGAAUUUUGGAAAGUACCAAAGAAGCAGGGGUGGGGGGAUAGAUUGCCAAUAUUCUAUUUUUUUCAUACUGAUGGUGUCUCCCCUUGUUAUUAACCACACUGUGAGCCUGGGCUGCAGGUACACCAGCUGGAUUCCCACCUGCCCAGGGCAGUGCAUGGCAGGGGCACCAGCCGCCCCACACCAGCAGCGCCCCCACCCCGCCCUGCCCCCUCUGUCACCACAAAUCCCUGCCGUGGCCUUCAGUGUCAUCAGCAUAAAGUGUGCAGGCGUGCCAAGUCCAGUGCAGGUUCCCAUCCCUCCUCCCGGCUCCAGUGUUAAUGGCGAGCGAGGCUUCAGGGCAGGGAAGAGGGAACAUUCGAGAAUGCACUGGAUCUGGGAUGGGGCCAAGGCCUCAACUGAGCUGAGCAGCCUGCCACUCUGCUGUAGCCCCAUUGGAAUCUUUUUGUUUUUUCUUUUUCUAAUAGCGGGAGGAAGUAUGACUAAUGUUAGAGCCUGAAACUAUGGAAAUGCUGCUAAAAUUUUUAUAUUGACAUUUUCUCGGUACUUCAUUGUGAUUUUUUUCAUUAAUCAAUCAUAUUAAAUUUAUAAUAAAAAAUUGCCCCUCAAAAGUC